AUGUCUAAGAGACCCAGUGAAUCAGAAUCAUUACAACAAGGAGUGAAACGGCAAAGCAUCCAAGUACCCUUAACAGAGUACGAUGCUGCAGCAACAGAGACUUGGGUGACGUGUGGUAAUUGUGCCAAUACUUUAGGUCUAGUAGUUCUUGCAACCAAAUCAUUUGAAAAUGCCGUUAAUCGUGAUCCAUCAAACCCAAGAGCAUUAUGUGGGUUAAGUUACUCACUUCGUUUAAAUGAUAUUAGUAUGAACGAGACCGUUGGAUCUCAAUCAGCAAUCGAGAAAUUAAAUGCAUCGAUUGAAGCUUUCCCCCAAUUAUUGAAAGAAGCAUCCAUAUUCAAAGAAUUAGCCGAAUGCUAUUUAUUAAUUGGAUUGAACGACCAGGCACAUCAAGCUAUUCAAACAGCAAUACAAUUAACUCCACAAGACGCAUCAUUAUGGUUGUUGAGUGCACAGACAUUGAUAAGAGCUGGCGCAAGAAGUCAUGCAACAGGUUCAUUAACUCAUUGUUUAUCUAUUUUACCCGACUCAAUAAAGAAUUUUUCUACUACCGACAUUGAAACAGCAAGAGCUGCCCAUGCCGAAUUAGCAGCAAUAGCUGCAGCUGACGGAAAUAUCGAAGUAUCGAUUGCAGAAUUGACUGCGACAUUGUCACUACCACCACCUCCAUUAGCAAGAUUAGACGAACAUAUCGCAUUAUGGUGUGCAUUAGCAACGGCUAAAGAAAGAGCAAAUGACAUAGCAGGAGCAAUCAGAGCCUGUGAGGAUGCCGAAAUUGGAGUAGGGACAUCAGCAAGAAUUUUGAUGACUCAUGCUUAUUUGUUAUUAUUACACACAGAAGAAGGAAGAAAGAGUGCCGAAUUCACAAUACAAUUACUAAGUAAGAUUAUCGAUUUAGAUUCAGAAAAGGAAUUAAAUCAAAAUACUGCUUCCGAUACAGGUGAUUUCUUGCCUUGGUACCUUCUCGGUAGAGCUUAUUCAUUUAUUGAUCAACCUAGAUUGGCUUAUGAUUCAUAUCAAGUAGCAUUACGUCGUGCUUCAAACUCCCCAAUCACUUGGUUAGCAGUUGGUAAGUUAUACUUGGAAUUAAAACAAUUACCAGAUGCAUUAGCUGCAUAUUCCCAAGCAUUAAGGUUGCAAAUGGAUGAUGGAUCACAAGGAACUGCAACUGCUUGGGAUGGAUUAAGUUGUGUAUAUGAACGUUGUGAUGAUCAUUUAGAGGAUGCAUCUGAUGCAUGCUCUAGAGCAGCUGCAUGUUUCAAAGUUAUCGGUGACUUAAAAAAUGCAAGUAUUUUUGAAGCUAGAGCCGAAGCAUUGGCAAAGGCAUUUAGAAAAGAGGGUCCAGUUCCUGAUUUGAGAGAUCCUCCUGAUGUACCAGGAUUUUUAUUACGUGAUCUAGUCGCUCUUUCACCAAAUGAAAGAAUGUCCUACAUACAGAGCCAACAACAACAGCAACAACAACAACAACAACAGCAGCAGCAACAACAACAGCAAGAGCAACAAGAACAACAAAGACAAGAACAACGACAACAGCAACAAUUAAAACAACAAAGAGAAGCAGAGCAACAACAGACAACCCCAUUACCUAUUCAAAGACAACCAUUACAGGGAAGUCCACAAGGGCCCCUUGUCCAUCAAACACAACAAGAAAUGCCAAUGCACCAUUAUCAACAAGGUCCUCCACCACCUGGGUCACAACCUCAACAAAACGGUACACAUUACUUUUAUCCAAUUCCAGCAGGAAAAUCACCACGACUGGCCCAAAUGAUACCUCAAUUACCAGCACCACAACAAAUGCAACAACAAGCUUGGUCUCCUGCGGGUCAACAACAACCACAAUAUUUCUAUCAAGCCCCACCUCAAGUGGGAGGACCAUUGCCACCACCUACACCCCAAAUGGGGCCAAAUGGUGGUCCACAUCGUUCUCCAUUAGCUCAUCCACAAAUGAUCCCAGGAGGUGGCCCAUAUCCUAUGACUCAAGGAGUUCCAGGUGCAGUAGGUGGAUAUCCGUAUGCUCAAUAUGUUCCUAUACCAGGUGGAGUUGUACCAGAACAAUAUAUGUCUCAAGUCAAUAAUUGGCAGAGAUAG
Messenger RNA from Hemisphaericaspora subhashii, 2088 nucleotides. It is a transcript of the gene TCC1, whose product is annotated as Tcc1p. The transcript has a single exon. Gene Ontology annotation, molecular function: chromatin DNA binding; RNA polymerase II cis-regulatory region sequence-specific DNA binding; protein binding. Lineage: Eukaryota; Fungi; Ascomycota; Pichiomycetes; Serinales; Debaryomycetaceae. The record is from RefSeq and is a predicted model, not a curated record. Gene Ontology annotation, biological process: regulation of gene expression. Bases 1 to 2088 code for a protein of 695 amino acids.